Molecule: messenger RNA, 1896 nt
Organism: Alternaria atra
Lineage: Eukaryota; Fungi; Ascomycota; Dothideomycetes; Pleosporales; Pleosporaceae
Exons: 5
Coding region: 1-1896 (631 amino acids)
Source: RefSeq, a predicted model, not a curated record
AUGAGCGCUGUCUCUGAGAAGGUUCCAUCGGAGCUGGGUGCCGCUCCCCUGAACUUCAUCUACGCCUGCUCCGUGUGUUGCGCUUCCUUCGCCGAUGUCUACGAGGGUCACAAGGACACCGUUCGUGGCCUAUCAGAUGGUAUCAACCCCAAAGAGCGCCUUGUGACGCGGCUCUACCUUGCUAGUUGCUGCCAUGUCUUCUGCAGCAGUCACUUGGAAGGCGGUGGGCCGCCUUUCUAUGCGGCUGGACAGCGACCCAAAACACCAUGUCCCGUUUGCAUCAAGGAGAAAGGUGACAGCGAGCCUCGGGAUCUCUUCUCAAUACGCGGCUUCAACAAAGAUGAAUACGAUCCUCAGAUCCCGCCUGCAUGGUUCACUGCGCCCCCCAUCCGGCUCGAUGGUAGUGGUAGAGAGAUGGAGGCAUUACGCUUCCAGUACAUUGCCCUCAUACGGUACUGCCAGAACACGCACGCCACCCGCAAGCCUCUUCAACAAGCCUAUAAUGAGAUGGAGAAGAAGCUGGCCAAUGUUCAGGAUCUUGCAUCCAAGGAGCAUUCGAAAAUCCUUGGUCUCCACCAAGAGAACGAGCGACUACGGUUCCAGAAGGACCAAUUCGAAGCCAUGGAAGCUGAAGUCCAGCGAUUACAGGGCCUUGAUGAAGAAGUUGCGCAUCUUCGUGGUGUCAAUACCAAAGACCUCAACACAUUUCUGGCGAACAAGUCAGCCAUCCGCCACUACUUGAAGCUCGUCCCCAUGCUAGUCGAUCAAAACGGGAGGAUGCAAAAGCGGCUUGCCCAACUCGGCUUUGCGAUGGCGCUAGAACCCGUACCCAACUUCAAGGGGAUCGACCCUCUCACAUUCGAUAGCGACGAAGCUCUCCCCGAAGACAUUGGACAGCCCGGUGUCAAGUUACGAACGACAGCUUCGAGCCAUACUGCUGGCAGAUCUGCGCAUACAACAGGCAGACUGGGAACAACGUCGUCAGGCUCAUUCGUCCAGCGGCCCAUGAAGCGGCAACGCCUCGAUUCGCCUCUCCCCAACAACAUUCAAAUCGAUCACCCUUCUAGCCGUGAUGCGAUGCCACCUCCUCCCCAACCAAUGUCUAGGAUGCGAUCUAUGCGCAAGAUGUUUCCAAGUUUCCGAAAGAAGUUCUCUCGUGAUCGCUCUCACUCUGUCGCGGACGAGGCCUUUGAAGACAACGGCGACGCCCAGAUGUAUGAAAACGGACAUUGGCAGGAUACCGAAUUCGAUAAAUGUCCAGCACGCAAUGACUUCCGCGGCGAGGCACACUACAUGUCGGGAGCACUUCCUGUCGAACAGUCCCACCAAGCUUCCGAUCCCCUAAGAUCACAGUUACCUAGCUUUCAAGAUAACGGGUCGAACUUUACAUUUCAAGCCCCGUCUCCAGUCAAGAUGGACAAACAGGGCAAUGGCCACUGUCUCGUUGAUUUGCCUACCGAGCCUUCAUACAUUCGGCUUAUGGAUGGGUUGUUAGGCGACAACGGAGUGGAACUAGGUCUAAAAGAUCCUCGCAAACAACCCAAUACGAACUACUGUGGAGAUAGUGGGAACAGGCAAGUACCACAUGAUUAUCUGAACGAGGAUAUUCUACAAGGAGUCGAUUGCGAAAAGCGUUGGAAUCUUGGACAUCCGUUCAUGCACCAAUCGCCAUCCGGAUCUUUCACCUCUGUCGAUGUCCGCGAGUAUUCUCCUAGCCACCGUCAGACUAAUAGAUAUACGAACAGAGCAAAAGAUAUCUCGGCUCUUGGUCCCGCCACGCCGGCACCCAGGCGGCAACAACAUCCCGGCCAUCAAAUCGAGAGUGUAUUCAAAUCAUUCCGAAGAUUAUCAGUCACAAAGGCCAAGGACGAAAUGUCCCCAGGCCGACUGGGUUGA